Molecule: messenger RNA, 1266 nt
Organism: Ornithodoros turicata
Lineage: Eukaryota; Metazoa; Arthropoda; Arachnida; Ixodida; Argasidae
Product: aquaporin-9-like
Exons: 7
Coding region: 79-990 (303 amino acids)
Biological process (GO): water transport; glycerol transmembrane transport
Cellular component (GO): plasma membrane; basolateral plasma membrane
Molecular function (GO): water channel activity; glycerol channel activity
Source: RefSeq, a predicted model, not a curated record
UUUCCUGGGGGUAACCCUCCGAUUUCCCGAUUUCUUUUUUCGCGAGACGCCUCCUCGACGCCACCAAAAUAAAAUCGAAUGCGCGGUCCUUCGUUGCUCUAUUUGCAGUCUGUACAGGAGACGCGCGCUAUGAACAUGCACAUUCGGAGUCUGCUAGUGAGGGAACUCAUCAAUGAGUUCAUUGGAACUAUGCUGCUCAUUUUGAUCGGCGAUUCUAUCAUGGCCAUUCUGAUCGCGGGCCGUCAAGAACACAAUGCCCACGUGAUCGGUCCCAUUGGAUGGGGUACAGCCAUUUUUUGUGCGGUCUUUGUAGCGGGAGGAGUGUCCGCGCACAUCAACCCCGCCGUUACACUGGCCUUCGCUUCUGUCAAAGAAUUUCCCGUGAGAAAAGUGCCCUUAUUCUGGCUCGCACAAUACCUGGGCGCUUUUGUGGGUGCGGUACUCGUGUACGUCAUCUAUAGAGACGCCAUCAACCUCUUUGACGGUGGAGUCCGUUCUGUGGUUGGACCAACUGGUACAGCUCCCAUAUUUUCCACCUACCCACGGGAAGGUGUCUCCACUCUGACCUGUUUCUUCGAUCAGGUCAUUUCGACGGGUGUCCUAACCCUAACCGUGGCAGCGAUAGUGGAUGAGCGAAACUUUCAUGUUCCCAAACCCCUUCUCCCUCUCAUGUUUGGCAUAUUGAUCAUCGCCGAGAUUUUCGCCUUCUCUUACAACUGCAUGGCGCCCCUGAAUCCAGCCAGGGAUAUUGGGCCGAGGAUUUUCACUGCCAUCGCUGGAUGGGGCUCUGAGGUGUUCAGCUUCCGCAACUACCAGUGGGUGUGGGUGCCUAUCUUUGGUCCUCACAUCGGUGGCAUCGUCGGCAUCUGGAUAUACAAGCUCUGCAUAAGGGACCAUUGGCCAGCAGAAACGACACCACAAGUCAUCUCAUCAACAUCAAAUGGUGACAACGGAGGCAAGAUCGUCGACAAGGACCAAAGCAACAUUUAGGUGCAUAACUAGAGAGAUUUAUUUUGCGAGGGACAUUGCAAUACAACAGCUGCAUGGUAGCUUAACAGGACCGGACCACGAAAUUAUCCAAAUUAAAGGAAAGGUAACCGCCUAACUUUUUGUCCAUAGAACUGCUUACCGUCGAAGCGCUCGAGUCGAACAAAUGUUGUUAUUUUGUCACUCUAUUUCUCGGUUGUUGCUAAUAUAGCAGCUGAUACAAAACACUGCGUUGGUUUAUGUCUGCAUAAAAAUAAAGAAAGAUUACACACUCGUAAA